AAGAAAGAAAGAAAGAGGGAAUCAAAACACUUUCUCUCAUAUUUUACCGAAAGCAAAAUGACGUUACAUCUUUAUGUAAUAGAUAUAAGCAACUUUUUAAAAUCUUACUAACUUCCUGAAUAAUCGAGAGCAAGUUGACCGCACGGACAUAGAGGAAACCGAGUCACACUAUUCAGUUAAUGGGCUUCUAUUUUCACUUUGUGAACUCUCCAAUUAUUCAAUGAGGGAUCCCAUGUGAGCACAGUCUGUUUCUGGCCACGAAAGUACGACGUUAAAAAGAAGGUCGCAAAGAAAGUCACGUCACUUUAUCCGACAGAAACGACCGACGGGAUUAUUAUGAACAAAAACAUCGAAAGUAAAAGCAACAACAAUAACAACGAAAAGAUGAAACUACAUGACGUAUUAGCGAAUAGCAGCUAUCCAAUUCACGUUAAAAUGACAAACAUGGACGAAAGUUUGCGCUUAGAAAAUAAACCUUCGCAAUCGGAAGUUCUUACGGUAUACGAAAGUAAAAGUUUCGAACGGGUUAAAUGUUUAACAAAACAUUCAGCGCAUCUAUAUAUACCGCUAAAUUUGCCUAAACCAGUAAUGUACACAUCGAUAGACAGUAAAGAGCUUGACAUGAACACAACUUCCGAAAUGCGAAGAUACACGGGGAAACGUAAAACACUAUGGCUUGUGGUGACCAACGAGUUUGUUUAUAAUUCACGUACCUAUGAAGUCGGCGAAAUUCUCGAAGUGGUCAAACCUUCUAUGAUAAAACGGUUACUACGUUUGCUGGCAAAUAAGAGAACUCGGUAUGAUAUUACAGUUCUUUCUCACCUUAUGAAAGAUAAAAACAUUUUACCGACGUAUUUGCGCGGAAAUAUGAAAAUGUGUUCGUCACCGUAUUCGAGUUGUUACCGGCUAAUAGGCGAUUUAAUGAAAACAGAGAAAUUGCCGUUCCUGAUUACUGUGCCGGUUAAUCCUCUGAACAACAAAGUAUUAAACGACGGUAAAGUGACCACGACUAAAGACAACCAAAGACUGUUGGUUUUAGGGAAGGAGAGUUAUGACGUCAUUAUAGCGAAUGAUGAAAACGAAAACGCGCACGACUAUGUUUUGCCAGCUGAUUCGUCUAUUGAAGUGGAGAUUGUUAAUAACCGCACGUCGACGAAAACUCCUGAUAUCGUCGAGCGAAGAAAAGCCAUAUUUAAUAGCAUCGACGAAAUCCUUAAAAAAAGAGAGGAUGCAAGUGGAAUCAUAAACAAACCCUCCACCGCAGUAGAUACCAUAGCUAUAACACCAAAAUCAGAAAAGCCGCAAUUUUUUACGUUUCCAGAAAAGAAGGAGAGCACAAGUUCUGUCUUAACAACGUACCUAACUUCUCAACCAUCCUCUCCUCCGGAGCUGUUAUCUUUUAAACGAAUAGAUUCGUCGCACAAUAUGUUACACACAAAGGAAGAAGAAAUAUUACCGAUACCUCCACCGCGCAAAAAGCGAACAUACCCUAAAGGACAAGUUGGUCAUUGCGAAACAAACAAAUUCAGUAAACUUCCUCCGACGCCAACGGAGGAGAAGGAGAAUGGACAAGAAGGAUAUUUAGUUCCAAUUACCGGUUUCAUGCAACAACAUUUAGAAAAUAAAACACAUUACAACAUUGACGAAUGUUUCAUCGAAGUAGGCACUGACGGAUACGUUUUAGUACCAAAACGCCAUGUUGUCAAAAUCUCACCUAGCAUAAAACGCCAAGAAAACAAAAUCAGAAAGUCACGUGAUGCUGAUUAUACAAUGUUUAACAAUCUACCUGGAAUGGUAACAAACAAUAUUGACCUUGAGCAGUGUGAAAGAAAAGCACAGCAAAUAUCUCUCAAGCCGACACCACCACCGAGACGUUCAGCUCUUUCUUCGACUUCUUCUACAACAGGAAUGACUUUGGAUAAAACAAAUCCACGGUCUCCUAUACCAUCGCCUAGACCUUCAAAAGCUUCUCGCGUAUCGGAUAUUUUAGUCCACGAUGUUAAACCACUGGUUAAACCAAGAGUACCAAAAAAACCCGUUCGUUAUAAUAAAUUGUAAAUAAAAUAAAAAAGUGUAUAUAUAUAUUUGUAUAUUUAUCUUCUCUUAUAUUAAUUAGUUCAAAGAGAUUAAGAUUCUUUAUGCA
Messenger RNA from Hydractinia symbiolongicarpus, 2143 nucleotides. RefSeq lists its product as uncharacterized. The record is from RefSeq and is a predicted model, not a curated record. Lineage: Eukaryota; Metazoa; Cnidaria; Hydrozoa; Anthoathecata; Hydractiniidae. The coding region runs from base 337 to 2058 and encodes 573 amino acids. The transcript is spliced from 2 exons.